AUGACAGAAGAUAAUAAACGGAUUUGUGAUUUAUUUAAAAUACCUUUAAAAACAACCACUAAAGCCAAUGUAUUAGAAUGUCGAGUUUGCGAAGAAGUAUUUUCAGUAGACGGUGGAAAAGUACCUCGACUUCUUCAGUGCGGUCACACAGUUUGUCACACUUGUCUUUUGAGACUCCAAUCAUGUAUGCUGGACCUGUCAUUCCUGCUGUGUCCAUUUGACAGGCAACCAACAGCAGUCACUCAUGAAGGAGUUUACAGUCUGAAGAAAAACUUUGCGCUGAUUGAACUGCUGGAACGAUUGGAGCAGUCGAACGCUGAAAAGUCUAUAAUUUUAGAAAAAGAACGUCUGCAAUCUACCCAGUCCUGUGAUGAAGAUGAGUCUCAUUUGGCGGUUCUUUACUGUACCAUUUGUUCCUCACACUUGUGCGAGGCAUGUGAUAUUCUCACGCACUCGUCAAAAACACUGGGAAAGCAUAGACGAGUCCCGCUGUCUGAGAAGCCGAAAGAAAAACCAAAGUGUCCAAUACACACAACACACAUCGCAGAGUUUACUUGUGUUCAAGAGGGCUGUCACAAUGCUCUUAUGUGUUACUUGUGCAAAGACUACGGUCGUCACAGCGCACACAAGCCUGCGUUGCUUGAAAUAGAAGCUGAGAACGUGAGGAAGUCUAUUGUCUCGGCUUUGCAGAGGAUGACGCAGUUCAUGGAAAAUAUGCGAGACACUGCUCAUAAAAUAGAAAUAGUCAUUCAAGAGUUGGAGGGCUGGGCGAUUGAUGAUGCCAGGCACAAAGUUCGUCAACAUUUUGAAGAACUGAGAACUCAAUUGGCUGACCAGGAGAAAGUAGCGCUGAAUUGCGUUGACAAAGAGACAAGAGGGAGAUUGUGUGCUCUGAGACAACAACAAAAAGAUUUAACUACUACAAGGUCCCAAGUCGCUGAUGUUUGUAUUCAAUGCGAGAGUAUUCUUGAUUCAGAAGAUUGGAAACUGUUGACUGGAGCUGAGAAAGUUAAAAAUGUACUGGCUUCUUUGGAGCAGCAGCAACAAAAUUACAAUCAACUUGGUCCAGAUUUUCUUACCCCUGAAUCUUCUAUUCCAAUUAUAUUUAGCAGGGAUAAUAGAGUUCAUAUUGGAACGAAAAUUGAUAUGAGAGUUGUUAUAUUGGGCCUAGAUGGUUCAGGAAAGACAAGCAUUCUCUCUGCAAUGAGAGGAUUGACUCUGUCAAGCCCACCAAUUCCUACGAUUGGUUUCAACGUCGAGAGUCUCGAGUAUGAGAACUUGGUGGUGACCUUUUGGGAUGUCGGAGGUCAACAUAAAUUUCGGCCACUCUGGAAACAUUAUUAUCAUGAAGCCCAGGCAGUGAUUUUUGUUGUUGACUCGAGUGACAGAUCGAGAUUUGAAGAAGCUCAAAAGGAAUUGUCUAAAAUUGUCAGCAAAAAGGAAUUGAAAGACGCGUUGUUCCUUAUUUUCGCUAACAAACAGGAUGUUGAAGGAUGCACCACUGUUGAAGAAUUAACGGACAUUCUUUCUCUACAAAAACUAUGUUGUGGUCGAGUUUGGCAUAUUCAAGGCGCGUCGCCGUUGCUAGACGCAAAUACCCCGAUCCAAGGUUUGCAGUGGCUAACUCAACAACUUGGUGCUCAUGAAGCUCUCUGUACUAGCUCUGUACCUUAG
Molecule: messenger RNA, 1674 nt
Organism: Cotesia congregata
Lineage: Eukaryota; Metazoa; Arthropoda; Insecta; Hymenoptera; Braconidae
Source: the annotation of a GenBank genome assembly